This is a messenger RNA of Episyrphus balteatus (marmalade hoverfly), 543 nucleotides long. Its product is annotated as proline-rich proteoglycan 2-like. The record is from RefSeq and is a predicted model, not a curated record. Lineage: Eukaryota; Metazoa; Arthropoda; Insecta; Diptera; Syrphidae. Bases 63 to 473 code for a protein of 136 amino acids. The transcript has 2 exons.
UUGUUCUAUUUAAGAAUUCGCAAAUACUGAAAAUAUUGCAGUUGAACUAAAGCAACUUCAAAAUGAAAAUAUUUACUAAGCUUGUGAUUUUGCUGUUGGGGCUGUUUAUGCUGAUGGAACUUGGAUCCUCCUUUGUUGUUGAAAGGAGUGCUCAUGAUCCACCACAAGGUGGACCACCCGGAGGACAUAAAGAUUUCGCAGGAUUCCGUAGUAUUGUUAAGAGGAGUGCUGAGAAUGAACCACCUCAUGGAGGCCCACCUGGACCACCCGGAGGAAAAAAAGAAUUAGCAGCUUUCCAUAGUGUUGUUAAAAGGAGUGCUCAAAAUGGUCCACCAAACGGAGGACCUCCUGGUGGAGGACCACCUGGAGGACAUCAUGGUCCACCUGGUGGAGGGCCACCCGGUGGAGGUCCACCAGGACAAAAUGGACAAGGUGGUGGUGAAAAUGGACAAAACAAUGAUUCUUCCUCUUAAAAAUAAGAUUUCAACAUUUGUUACUUAUACUUUUGAGGAAUAAACUUUCAAAAAGCAUAAUACAAAAGUG